CGGUGACACUUGUGGAGAAUCUCCGCGAAAACCAUGACGGCCCUCCCGCGCGGUGCGUCGGAAACACCGACAGACUUUGUCCAGGGUCAGCCCCUAAGGUUCCAGUUCCGCACGAUGGCAGAAGCGAGGGCCAGCCGGAGCACGCGGGAGCGAAGGAACGCGGAUGAGCUCAGUUCCUGGAUACAGCAGUCUUUUAAACAUUAUGUUACGCAAGAAGCUAAGCAACACUUCAACAACUAUGACAAAGAUGGUGAUGGAUUAGUGUCUUGGAAGGAGUAUAAUAUGCAAAUGUAUGAUCGUGUAAUUGAUUUUGAUGAGAACACUGUCCUGGAGGAUCAAGAAGAAGAAUCAUUUCGACAGCUUCAUUUAAAGGAGAAAAAGCGUUUUGAAAAAGCUAAUAGAGAUGAUGUUCCUGAUCUAAAUGUGGAUGAAUUUGUUGCUUUUGAACAUCCUGAAGAAGUGGAAUAUAUGACGGACUUUGUCAUUCAAGAGGCGUUAGAAGAACAUGAUAAAGAUGGUGAUGGAUUUGUUAGCCUGGAAGAAUUCCUUGGUGAUUACAGAAGAGACCCAACUGCAAGGGAAGAUCCAGAAUGGAUACUGGUUGAGAAGGAUCGGUUUGUGAAUGACUAUGACAAGGAUAAUGAUGGAAAACUCAACCCUCAAGAGCUGCUGUCUUGGAUAGUGCCUAAUAAUCAGGGUAUUGCACAAGAGGAGGCUCUUCACCUUAUUGAAGAAAUGGAUUUGAAUGAUGAUAAAAAGCUUUCUGAAGCGGAAGUUCUUAACAACCAGGAUUUGUUUCUUAACAGUGAAGCAACGGAUUAUGGUAGGCAGCUUCAGGAUGAACGUUUCUACCAUGAAGAACUUUAGAUUAUUUAUUUCUUAACCUGUUCUUCUUCCCUUUCUUUCAUUUUGAGCUUUUCUUUUAAAAGCACCCAUCAGCUCUAUUGCAAGGUUUAUGCUGUAAUUACAGUACACUAAUGUUUGUGUAAAUAAUUUGCAUUCAAAAUUUAAUUGCCCUCCUGCAGACUUCCUUGGGCCUAUUCUAGCCUUCAAAAUUAAUCUUAAAUACUUACUUCCAAAAUUAUAUAGCGUUGGGAAAUAAAUUACUUCAGGGGUAGUACUGUAUUGUGAAGAGUUGUUCUACUGUACUUUAAGAAAAUGGAGAAUCUAAAUGAUUCUGAAAGAAUGCAAAACAUAGUAACUGAGAGACUACUGUUUU
Molecule: messenger RNA, 1219 nt
Organism: Egretta garzetta (little egret)
Lineage: Eukaryota; Metazoa; Chordata; Aves; Pelecaniformes; Ardeidae
Gene: RCN2
Product: reticulocalbin 2
Exons: 6
Coding region: 34-867 (277 amino acids)
Cellular component (GO): endoplasmic reticulum
Molecular function (GO): calcium ion binding
Source: RefSeq, a predicted model, not a curated record